Molecule: messenger RNA, 2014 nt
Organism: Rosa rugosa (rugosa rose)
Lineage: Eukaryota; Viridiplantae; Streptophyta; Magnoliopsida; Rosales; Rosaceae
Exons: 13
Coding region: 34-1566 (510 amino acids)
Molecular function (GO): protein binding
Source: RefSeq, a predicted model, not a curated record
UCUCUCUCUCUCUCUCUCUCUCUCUCUAAAAGUAUGCCCCAAGAUCUUCCUGGGUUUUAUUAUGAUGCGGAGAAGAAUAGGUACUUCCCCAACAAGGGCCCAGUACCCGGUUCUCGUAGUACUGCUGCUGCUGCUGCGGCUUCUUCUAGUGCUCAGCAACUGAACCAGGAAGCCAACAAAUGUAAGCUAACAAAAGUAAGAACUUCUAAGCUGCUUCAGGCUAGGGAGUUAUAUGGUAAUGUCAUUGCUUCCAGUAAAGGGAGGUGCAACUUCAAGGAGGAAUUCCAAAAGGCACAAGCAUCCCAUCCUGUGGUUUGGAAGUAUCAGGGAACAAACAAGCUAGGUGAUGGUGCUUUGGAGCGGAUAAACAUUGAUGUACAGACAGGAGAGGGUUUAACUGGUACAGAUUUUCUCUUAGCAGGUGGCAGAAAUGGCUCUUUAAGUUUAUUUGAAUUCGGAAAAGUCGGGCAGGGUUUUCAUUAUGGGAUGAAAUGCUUGCCAGAUCUUGUCUGGCCUCUCUUAAACAAAAGUCAAGUAGAAUGUAGAAAAGCGCCUGGGCACAUAUGGAGACCAGCUCAAAAUACACCACGGAUGUCAUCGAGUAUAUCUUGUAUAAAAACAUUUGGCAAGCACAGCACAGAAAAUGACGGUUCUAGCAUCCAGAAUGCUCUGGUAUCUACGCUAGGAGCUGAGGACCGUGGUGGAUCACUUUUUGUUAUUAACCUUACUGAACUCUUAGAUUUUCGUCCAAAUAGAUCUAUCUUAAGGCGGAACAUUGAUGAAGUUGCGACUUUCAACUGCACCGUUUGGACAGCAGAUUGUAGAUCUGAUGGGAGUCGUGCAGUGAUUGGAACCAAUCUGGGAGCUGCUUUGGUAGAUCUGGAAACUGGGGUGAAAUCAUGGCUGCUGCGUAGUAAAAGUGAUGUUUUGGCACAACAACUUGUUCACUCGGGAAAUGUUGUUUUAUGUGGACUCAGAAAUGGAGCAAUUGUAACGGUUGAUGUUCGUGAGAAACGGGAAGGAUUUUCUGCAAGACAUGCUAGUCAUAGAAUACGGCACUCACCUUUGGAUAGCACUCCUGGAAAAUCUAGUGAAAAAUGGUUCAAGCUUUCUGGAAAUAUACAUCCUUCUCAUACCAUAAAAAUGCCUUCAUCUAUUGCAUGUUUAGUAUCGCUUCAGUUUGAUGAUCAGUACUUCUUGGCAAGCUCCAUGGACGGAACGGUAAAGCUUUAUGACCAUCGUAUAAUCCAAAGAGGAGCUGUCCAAACUUAUGAGGGGAAUGUGAAUUCCCAUACUCGUUUGCAGCUUGGAGUUGAUCCAUCUGAGCGAUUUUUUAUAUCAGGUGGAGAGGACUGCAAUUUAAGACUUUGGAGUAUAAAGUCAGGCGAACUGCUUUUUGAGGACAAGUUAACAAAUACAGUCACCCCAACUGUGUGCUGGCAAAAAGCUGAAGCGUUUAAAGGAUUGCAGGAUGAAAGGCAAAGCUAUGACAAUGUUAAACAUGAUAGCUUGGGGGCUUGGCUUGGAUCGGCAGAAGGAAUAUUUUACGUGGACUGGGAACUUUGAGUGUGAGUACUGUGGUCGUGUCCUCUAGAAAUUUCUUACAAACAUGCCCAGAGCUCAGCUAUACUUUUUGUAAUUAGGCUUCUGAGUUUUGCAACUCGAUGUAACUAGGCAUGAAGAUUUCCCAAGAGAUGAACCACAAGGGAAUGCUGUUGUCAGCAGGAUCUAAGCAGGAAUGCAAAUGAUCACUUUCAGGUGAGAUGCUCGGGACUCUUCGCCUCGAGAAAAGGAUGUUAAGAUGGUAAAAAAAAACAACUGUUAAAAGUAUGCCAGCUGCUUCCUAGUCUUUUUCUUAAUUGUUUUUAUUUUCUUUUGUAAGAUAAAAGCAGGUAAGUAGUGAGUCUGAACAUUGCAGCUUUCAAUGUGGUAUAUGUGAAAAUUCCCAUUUGAUGAGUUGUGCAAUAUUGGUAUACCCCUUAAUAUCUAAAGAAUGGUGACAAUUUUACUUGUA